Siniperca chuatsi (mandarin fish) is the source of this 3539-nucleotide messenger RNA. RefSeq lists its product as uncharacterized. The record is from RefSeq and is a predicted model, not a curated record. The coding region runs from base 33 to 2258 and encodes 741 amino acids. The transcript has 13 exons. Lineage: Eukaryota; Metazoa; Chordata; Actinopteri; Centrarchiformes; Sinipercidae.
AGCUUUUGCACGAACAGAUAUCGGAAGACAUCAUGGAGGCAGGUGCAGUUCUGCUGCUGUUGUUCGCAUUAUCGGGGAUUGCUUCGACUGUCAGCUUUUAUGGAGGUAGCAUUAGUUUCAUGCCUCCACAGAAGAUGACGGAUGGGACAUUUAAGGUGACCUUUCAUCAGAGAGAGAACGGCAGAAGCAACUGUCAAGAUCAGUCAUCCUACACAUGUGAGACUGGUGUGUGCACAAGCUUCGAUAAGUUACGUGUCCUGCAAACAGACCAGGAUGGCACAGGCCAAGGCAGGUGGUGCCAGUCCGAGGGGCACACAGCAGCAACCAUCUUAACCAAUAAAACCUCCUUUUCUCUGAGGGACUCGGGCUGCUGCUGGGUGUCUAAUGUCAAAGGAAAAACUAACUGGACGGCUCAUGCCGAGCUGGACCUGGGAACUCGAUCUGACUCCUACUCCCUCAACAGCUGCCCCGUAACAACAACAGUGUCUUCUUUACGGGUGCCUCAGAACUGUUUUUCAAGGUUUCGUCUUCUGGCACAUGACCCAGACGGAGAUGAUGUGAGCUGCCGCUUUACUUCAGACGCCGCAGUUCCCUCAAACUUUACUCUGGAUGAGACUACGUGCACACUGACAAGUACAGGUCAAGUCGGCGUUGGAGUCCACGUGUUUGAGAUUGCGCUGGAGGACUUUCCCACCAAAAACAUCACUUUGACCUACGCAGAUGGAACAUCAGUGAAUUGGGAGGCCUCCGACGUGAACUCCCCACCUCUCUGCACAGUAAAGCUGCAGUUCUCAAUGGAGAUCCUUCCUCCAAUACCAAACUGUGAAGCUGGUUAUGUGCAGCCCAUGUUCUUGUCUACGACUCCUUCUCAUGGUGAUGUUCUUCAUGCUAUUGUGGGUCAGAAAUUCCAGCUUCAUGCCCAAGCACAGGCUCACCAUGCUAGCAUAAUCGACUUCCAGGUCAGCGGCCCCCAGAACAUGACCAAAGCGUUCAACGAUGAUACGAAUGGAAAAGCUGAAGUCACUCUGAGCUGGACGCCACAGCAAAGUGACCUGUACAGAUUUGUCCCAGUCUGCUUCACUGCAGAGACAAAUGAAACCCAAUCAGAUAUGAGGUGUGUUGUUGUCACGGUGACCCAAGCUUCUAUCACUCAAGGAAAGGCCACAGUUGAAUGCUCACCCAACAAGAUGAUGGUGGCCCUCGAGAAAGCUUCCAUGCCUGGCAUUGACGAGAACUACCUCAAGCUGAGAGACUUGUCGUGCUCUCUCACCUCCAACGCCACUCACAUCAUGGGCAUCAUAUCAUUCAGCACCUGUGGCACAAAAGUUGAGGAUAAAGGGGAUUUUAUCGUUUUCAAGAAUGAGAUCCUCUCCUACGAGCUGCCCACUGAGAUUGUAAUCCGAAGGAAGUCAGUUAAGAUCGAUUUCUCCUGCCAGUUUCCCAAAACCAUCAGCAUCUCCAGUUACUUCAGUCUCCACAAGUCUGACUACAUUUUCACUGAGUCCAGCUUCGGCAGCUUUGGCUAUACUUUUGAGAUAUUCCGCGACAGCAACUACACAAAUAAAGUAGAGGCCAGAGCCUAUCCAGUGGAGGUCAAGCUGUUAGAGAAGAUUUUUAUGGGCAUUCAAGCUGAAUCGGAACUACCAAAUGUGAAAUUGUUUGUCGAAUCAUGCAAAGCCACUCCUAAUGAGAACCCUGACAACCCCCUCUCCUAUGACCUCAUCAAGAACGGGUGUGCACAGGAUGAGACACUUGUAGUCCACCCGUCUAAUCUAACUUCAUUCAACUUUGAGGUUCAAGCCUUCAAAUUUACUGGAAACUUUGACCAGGUGUAUAUCACCUGCUCUGUCAUCCUGUGCGAGGCUGGGAGUCCCUUUUCCAGAUGUGCCCAAGGCUGUCUGAAGGAUCCAUCCCGCAGACGCAGGCGAGGGCUGAGCAGGGAGACAGUCAGCCACUACGUUACCCAGGGUCCUUUGCAGUUUGUCAGCCAGGCUGUUCUCAAUGCAGCCGUGGAUAAUAACGAUGUUGGGAUAAAAAAGAGUGACACGCCAGCUGCAGUGACUCCUCCACCAGACACCAAAUCAAGCGAAGGAGGUUGGGGAAUCAAGGAGGUCCUCAACACCAACAUCAGCACGGCGGUCUUUGCCAGUGGCUUCUUAGUAUCACUGGUGUUGAUGGCCGUGAUUGUUCGUUACUUGAGCCGGAAGAGAACAGCAGAAGACCGCAAGUCUCUGAUAGUUUCAGGCUGGGAGAACUAAACCCAACAAAUCUCAGUUUUACACAGCAUGUUAUUUGUUUAAUUUUGUUAAAGGAUAGGUUCACAUUUUUUAAAAGUCUCUCUUAAAGCAAUACUCACAUGCCCAUAUUGUAUGUACAUUGAAAUAGCUUUUACUUGCUGUAAUCAUUCCUCCUGUUGAUAUUGCCUGUUAAACAUGUUUUCAAUAGACAGUGGAAAAAAUCCUCAGUCCUACCUCCGUGCAGCAAUUCAUUUGUUUUCUGAUAUUCAAUACAGUUUUCCUGUAAUUGAUUGGCAAGUUCUUGUAGAUCUGGUUUCUUUGACGGAAACCACCGUGCGUCUUCAACACAAGGUGCAGUAGUCAAAUGUUAUGGCAUUUUACCUGUAGCACAGAAUUCCCUGUUUGUGUUUUCCUGUUUCCUUGCUGAAAUAUAGCAACACAAAAAGGACAUUUUGCACUAAAAAGACAGUAACUUUAUUUGUCUAAGUCAGGCUGGUUAAGCCUCAUAUCAGCUUCAGAAAACUUUAGAAUGUAUUUUUGCACAGAAUGAGUAUUUUGUCCCCCACCACUAAAAUGGGAAGGGGGAAUGAACAGGAGGAAUGAUUACAGCAGGCAGAACUUGUUUCAAUGUUCAUAUCAACACCUGACUUUGCCAACCUAUCCUUUAAAGAGUUUCUCUUUUGAGGCUGAUAUAUAAAUCUUUAUGAUGGGGCAUCCUGGUGGUCAAGUUCCUAGCAAUUAUCUUCAGGUGUUGAAAGUUAGUUUGGUUCAACAAUAUGUACAGUAAUAUUUGAAGGUACACCAGUGCAAAAUUUGAACUUUGGCUGUUUGCAUUUGGCUUGUUAUGGGCCCAAUAAUCAGUUAUUUUAGACCAUAUUUAAUACAGGUAUAUAUAUAUAUAACUGAAGAGUUAGGCUAAUAAAUUAUAAAUUAGCAUUUAAUUUGUUCUGUCCACCAGUCAUAAUUGGAAAUACAACAGAGGCCUGUUAAACCUCUAUAUUAACAACAAAUUCAAAUCCUGCUUUUUGAAAUGUGCUGGUGGGGAGAGCAUUUUGUCUCCAUUUGCCUUUAGAAAUACAAAACGUGUACCCAAAUAUGUUACAUUUGUAACUUUAAAAAAUGUUGCAGUUAGACAUGCAGUUCUGGUGAGAUAAAGCAAUAUCUGUAAUGGUGAAAUCAUAUAUUUGUGUAAUUUAAAUGGGAUUUUAUUUAUAAUAAAAGGGGAAAUGUGAAUUAUCGACAUAAUAAUCGUCAUUCUACUUUAAGACUUAAUCACAUAAUAAACACAAUGCUGUGUGUGUG